Molecule: messenger RNA, 2240 nt
Organism: Stomoxys calcitrans (stable fly)
Lineage: Eukaryota; Metazoa; Arthropoda; Insecta; Diptera; Muscidae
Exons: 2
Coding region: 356-997 (213 amino acids)
Source: RefSeq, a predicted model, not a curated record
UACAUACGGUCGGGUGUGUUACUUGUUGGUUCCCAAGUUUUCUGCCAAUUUUUCGUGUCAGGCGUAUCAUCCAUUAUUGGAAAUAACUCUAAGCCAUAGAGCUACGUUGGAGGUUGCCGCAGUAGAGUUUGCAGCAUACAUUCGACUCCCGUUGUCGUUAAAAACCACAUUUAAAAAAUAAAUUAUUUUAUUAAACUUUGUAAUAUCACUGGAAGGCGCUGGUAAUACUAAUACAACGAAUAGCUAUAAGUAAACAACAGCUGCGCUCUUCUAUCAAACCACAUUGUCGAUAACGAUCAAACAGCUGUCCGAUAUAAUCGUUCAACGUAAAACACAGGGUGUUACGUAUUAGCAAAUGAAUAAUAAGAGAACGCUAUUAUCGAUAUCACCAGAAAACAGUCACAGUACCCCAAAAAAGUAUUCACCAUAUCAAAAAAUGAACAUAAAUAACCAACAAGAUGUUUUUUCGUGGAGUAAGCUGGGCGAUGUGUUGGAUGAUAAGUUGAAAGAUGUGGCCAAAAAAGAGGACCUUACUGCAAUCAAAUAUGAAGUGGAAGAACUUAAACAGGAAAAUUGUAAAUUGAGAGAAGAUAUCAAGAAACUAACAAAUCGCUUAGAAACCUUAGACAGAAAAUCUCGUACUACAAAUAUUGUGGUGAGUGGACUUAGAAGUAGAACUACAUUUACGGCAAAAAAAGAAUUCCUCGACAUCUGCAACAACAAAUUAAACAUCGUAGUUAACAUAUCGUACGCUAGAAUGUUAUCUUCAGGAAAAUCGUUCGUAUUUACACUGGACACCAAUUCCCAAGUGCAAAAUAUUUUAAAUACGAAAGAAAAAUUGCAUGGCCAAUUUAUAUAUAUACAAAAGGAUUAUACUGCUGUCGAACAGUCUACCAGAUACAACCUGCGUCAAGUUGGCAAAAUCGUAUCCCAGCAUAAAAAAGACGUUAAAGUUAGGUUAGGAGAGUUCUGUCUUUUCCUGUUGAAUCUGGUGUGAAACAGGGCUGUAUUCUCAGUCCUGUACUCUUUUCGUUAUACGUGAAUGACCUUCCCUAUAUAUUGCCUGGUGGUGUAAGAGUAGCGGACACUACGGUCAAAGUCUUAUUAUACGCCGAUGACAUUGUGCUAUUAUCUGACUCUCCAUUGGGCUUACAAGAGAUGAUUUAUGAACUUGAGAGGUACUGUUUGUUGUGGAGCUUGAAAGUAAACCUUUCUAAAUCGAAAAUUCUUGUUUUUCGUAGAGGUUCUAGAAUCUCUUCGAAUUUAAGGUGGUGCUUUGGAAAUCAGAAUAUUGAAAUUGUUAAUAGUUACACAUACCUGGGCGUUGAAAUAACUUACAAUUUGUCAUUUAGAAAACACUUACAGAAGAAGCUUGCGGAUUCCAAACUGGCCAUAAAUAGCACAUGGUCGAAGUAUAUAAGUCACCCUAGUAUUGCUAAAACUAAUAAGAUGAAGAUAUUCGAUGCAUGUUCCAGAUCUAUAAUGUUUUACGCUGCACAGGUUUGGGGUUACACAAGGUUUGAUGAUGUAGAGAAGCUCUUUCGCUUUUUUACUAAGAAAAUGCUUUAUUUGCCUAAUAAUACACCAAAUUACAUGUUGUAUCUAGAAACUGGAUUUUCUUCUAUGUUUUGUAACACUCUUAGAAUCCAUUUUAACUACAUUAAUAGAAUAUUGCGACUUAGCUCUCACCGCUUGCCCCGCUUGCUGGCGGAGAAAAUCAUAGAAUUGAAUGCAUUAUGGGCAAAAGAAUGGUCAAAUAUUUGCCAAACCCUACAAUAUAUUCCUGCUAAUGCUACAAAUCCGAUAUGCAUGUAUUCAGACAAAAUAGUAGAAUUACUGAGAAUUCAAGAACAACGUGAAUUUGAAUCAGAUGCAAGAAAUUCACAGUUCCACGAUCUUUAUUCUGUGCUUGAGUAUAAUAUAAUUCCAUUUCAUACUGCUGACUUAUCUUCACGAGCUACUAGCUUAAUCAUUAAAGCUAGAGGUGGUUUACUCGACCUUAACUCGAGAUCAUUCAGAAGUAACACCCAUGGCACUUGUUCUAUGUGUAAUACAGAUCAAGAUGAAAAUACACUUCACUUUAUUGGCGCCUGCCCACUAUACAGAGAAUUUAGAAAAAGUUAUUUCGGAAAAUAUUCCCUUAAUGAGUCCGAAGUAUUAAAUAUAUUAAAUGGCACGAAUAACUCAUCACUAUAUAAAUACAUAGAAAAUUGUACUAAGUAUAGAAAAUUAAUUAUUAA